AUGCCACCGAUAAACAUCGAUCAAUCAAAUAAACUACGGGAAUAUCAGUCUAUUUUUCAACAUUAUGGUUUGGAACGAUCAAUGCACUCGUAUUCUGAUGAUGAACUUACUAAACGAGUUAAUAAUCAUCUGUAUGAUAAGAACGAAAUACUAGAGAGAAAUGCGAGUAAUAAGAAAACUACUAACGCAAAAACUGUUUCUAAACCAUCACGAACACCAGCUUCCGCGAGAUCAAAUAGAAGCAAAUCCGUUUCAAAACAAGCUAGAUCAAGUGAUCAGGGAAGUGUUGUUAGAAUUGUCGUUCCCUCAGCUGCUAAAGCACGCAAAACAAAAUACAGUAGUAAAAAUAUUCCCAAGCAACAACAAAGACCUCAAAAUCUGUCGAGUCCAAAAGUAGCACCACAUACACCAUUACAUUCGACUUCUUCAACAACGAGUACAUCCAUACAAAAACUACCUAGAUUCCAGUCAGAUAUUGCGAAAACAGUUUCAAGUUCGCCCGAUCCUAUAGGAUUCAAUCCAAUGAAGAACCUGUCGAACCUUGAUUUAGAUGAAAUCAACAUGUUUGUUCGAAAUAUGUUCAAUAAUCGCAUUGAUUCGACAGAUAACUCAAGGCAUUAUCGUCCUUCUCGGAUUCCGUUAAUUUGUCCUGAUGAUUCUGAUGGUCAUUUAGCAGAAUACAUCAAAACACGAAAUCAUUGCUUGGAUCUUCUUGAACAAUAUGUUAAUAAUAUCAAACGACAACACGGUCUCGUUCGAAAUGCUUCCUCUGAUCCACCUAUUUUUGAUCCUGGAAUAAGCAUUACCGGUCCACAUAUUAAAAAAGAUGCAGCUAUCGUUGAAAGAGAAGAUUCGAAAAUGAUAAAGAAAGUAAACGAUACUGAACCGAGAAAAAAAUAUGCUUUAAUUCAUGAAAGUAUGGGAAUAUUUAUCAUUGGUGGAUAUAUUCUGUAUGUUAAUGGUCCCAUUCAAAAAGAACCGACUACAGAUUAUUUGUUCAAAUUUACCGGAGAAACUGUCAAAAUUCCACCUUUAACUCCAUGUCGAGUUCAUUUUGGAGUUUACGCAGAUACAAGUGGAAUUUAUAUUGCUGGUGGUCAGACAAUAAAUAAUGAAUUACUCGAUGAUAUUCAACGAUUGAAUUUGCAAACAUUAAAAUGGGAACACAUUGCAAAACUAAUGAAUCCAAUCGCUGCAUGUGGUAUGACACUGGAUGGUAGACGAAUCUACCUUGUUGGUGGCUAUGAUAUUGUACAAGGACAAACUGUUUUAUUGUCUGAUUUCACUGUAUUUAAUCUAUCAUCUAAUGAUUUUGAAAGAUCGAACGAUCUUCCAACACCUCGUUGUCGGAGUUUAGUAUUUUCGACAAAUCGUGCUGUUUUCUGUGUCUCAGGUCUAGUUCAAAAGCACGAUGAGAAUGGAAAUAAAACCAUGCAAAUAUGUCACGAUAUUCUGAGAUGGUCGCUCGAUACACCAAGCUGGACGAAAAUCUCUGAAACACCAGUCUUAACUAAAUACCAUGCACUAUCUUUUAAUGAACCUUACCUCGAAGUAACAAAACGAACUCUCCAUAAACACUCUGAUUCAGCUGGUGCAACAGCAGAAUCAUAUUACGAUUUUCGAACAAAUGUUUGGACAAACGGCAGAGCACCAGUCCCAACGGAAUCGCCUCCUUCACGCUCAACCACAACGCCUAAAAAAUCGAAACAACCCUCGAAAUCGAAAACACCCGCCAAAACUCCAUCUAAAACCAGAGUGAAAAAAUCACCAUCAAAAAAAUAA
Molecule: messenger RNA, 1782 nt
Organism: Adineta ricciae
Lineage: Eukaryota; Metazoa; Rotifera; Eurotatoria; Adinetida; Adinetidae
Source: the annotation of a GenBank genome assembly